Molecule: messenger RNA, 987 nt
Organism: Rangifer tarandus platyrhynchus (Svalbard reindeer)
Lineage: Eukaryota; Metazoa; Chordata; Mammalia; Artiodactyla; Cervidae
Source: the annotation of a GenBank genome assembly
AUGGCAAACGGUGACUCUCCUGAACAGAACGAAAACCACUGUUCGGCCAUCAACAGCAGCAUCCCGCUAACGCUGGGCAGCCUCCCCACCCUGACGCUAUCUGGGAAGAUCCGAGUGACAGUUACUUUCUUCCUUUUUCUGCUCUCCACAAUUUUCAACACUUCUUUCUUGUUGAAACUUCAGAACUGGACUCAAAGGAAAGAGAACAGGAAAAAACUCUCCAGAAUGAAGGUGCUUUUAAAACAUUUGACUUUAGCCAACCUGCUGGAGACUCUGAUUGUCAUGCCACUGGAUGGAAUGUGGAACAUUACUGUUCAAUGGUAUGCUGGAGAGCUCCUUUGCAAAGUCCUCAGCUAUCUGAAGCUUUUCUCCAUGUACGCCCCCGCCUUCAUGAUGGUGGUGAUCAGUCUGGACCGCUCCCUGGCCAUCACCAGGCCUCUAGCAGUGAAAAGCAACAGCAAGCUUGGACAGUUCAUGAUUGGCUUGGCCUGGCUCCUCAGUAGCAUCUUUGCUGGACCACAGUUAUACAUUUUUGGGAUGAUCCAUUUAACAGAUGACUCUGGACAGACUGAAGGUUUCUCUCAAUGUGUAACACACUGCAGUUUUCCACAGUGGUGGCAUCAAGCCUUUUAUAACUUUUUCACCUUCAGCUGCCUCUUCAUCAUCCCUCUUCUCAUCAUGGUGAUCUGCAAUGCAAAAAUCAUCUUCACCCUGACAAGUGUCCUUCAUCAGGAUCCCCACAAACUACAACUGAAUCAGUCCAAGAACAAUAUACCACGAGCUCGGCAGAGGACCCUAAAGAUGACGGUUGCAUUUGCCACUUCGUUUACUGUCUGCUGGACGCCCUAUUAUGUACUUGGAAUUUGGUAUUGGUUUGAUCCUGACAUGGUAAACAGGGUGUCAGAUCCAGUAAAUCACUUCUUCUUUCUCUUUGCUUUUUUAAAUCCAUGCUUUGAUCCACUUAUAUAUGGAUAUUUCUCUCUAUAA